Cydia amplana is the source of this 1439-nucleotide messenger RNA. RefSeq names its product malate dehydrogenase, mitochondrial-like. Gene Ontology annotation, biological process: tricarboxylic acid cycle. The transcript is spliced from 9 exons. Gene Ontology annotation, cellular component: mitochondrion; cytoplasm. Lineage: Eukaryota; Metazoa; Arthropoda; Insecta; Lepidoptera; Tortricidae. The record is from RefSeq and is a predicted model, not a curated record. Bases 39 to 1439 code for a protein of 466 amino acids. Gene Ontology annotation, molecular function: L-malate dehydrogenase (NAD+) activity.
UCAUGCAAAAAAAUAUAUAAAAUUUCCAAGUACGAAUAAUGGUUCUGUGUGUUUUAAGAGUGUUAUGUCGAGGUAUCAGGCAGGUCAGCAAUGUGAAGGCAGACUGGGUUAAAGGCUUCAAUCACACCGGGUGUCCCCGGUACAGCACUUGCCCUGCCGGAAUGAAAGUCACCAUUUGCGGGGCGGCUGGUUGUACUGGGCAGCCGCUCGCCCUACUUCUAAAACAAUGCCCACUACUGGACGAGGUGGCGCUGUACGACCAAUGCGCCACCUGUGGCUUUGGCAUGGAACUGAGUCACGUCGACACCAAGUGUAAAGUGUCAUCUUACUCUGGGCGCCACAUGCUGUGCGAUGCGCUGACGGACGCCAAGAUCGUGGUGAUUGUGGUGCGGAACGAGAGCGACUCGUUCGAAAACAACGCCCCCUCCGUAUCUGACAUCGCUAUUCAAAUCUGCAACGCAUGUCCAACAGCGUUCACAAUAGUAGCAACGGAGCCGGUAGAGAGUAUGGUGCCGAUAGUGGCGGAGAUCCAGCGCUUGCGCAGUUGUUACGACCCGCGCAAGCUUCUCGGCUGUGUUGAGCUGAACUGUGUGCGCGCUAAUACGGUGAUGGCAGAUUUUCUGCGCGUACCACCUGAGAAGGUCCGCGUGCCAGUUAUCGGAGGCGCCACGCCGCAGACGAUGGUGCCGAUUAUCUCCUCGGCCGUGCAUCCUUGCCAGCUCACUGAAGAACAGGUUGAAUGUUUAACCUCCUGCAUAAUGGGCGGAGGCGACGCCGUCUGCGCUGCCAAAGGUUGCUGCAAGGAGACCGCCUGCCUCGCCGGGGCCUAUGCCAUCGCCCGCACGACCAUCAACGUGGCGCGGGGGCUGCAGGGGCAGGGAGGGGUGGUGCAGUGUGGUUACGUCGACAGUCUGAAUACUUGUGCACCGUGCUGUCAGUUUUUUGCUAGUCCAGUGCUGUUGGGCGCGUCAGGCGUGACAAAGAACUUUGGUGUUCCGGAGUUGUCCAAAUUCGAACACUGUCUUCUGCUGCACUGCCUCCCCUAUGUCCGCAAUGAAAUAGCACGCGCCGUUUGGCUGGUGUAUUCGAUUUGUACUUCCUGCUGCACGCCGGAUUGCUGCGUGCACCCGUGCACGUGCUACCAGCCGCCGUACAUGCCCUGCGUGCCACCUGUGAAUUGGACUUGUGACUGUCCGGACGCCUGCCGUGAUGAUUAUCUAGCUUCGAUUUGCCGUAAAAUGACCUGCACCGACGGCCCCUACGAACUGUGCUGGCGGCCUCGUCCGAGAGACUAUGACCAGGCGCGUGCGCUUAGUUUCAAGCAUUCCGCGGCACUUAAGAGUUGCCCCUGCAGCACUUGCAAUAUCCCUCGGAGCGUGCGCUACGUCCAGGAUUACUUAGAGAGGCAUAGGGACCCGUGCUGUGGGCGGAACGUGUAG